AUGGAUCCUUCAGAAGUCAACAUCCCUCCGCUCAAGGACUUGACAAUCGACAACAUCACUGAGAAUGUGCAUAUGAUCAACUCACAAUGCGAUGACCCUCGCAUGAAGUAUCUGCUGGAGAGACUUGUCUCUCACGUUCACGACUUUGCCCGUGAGACCAGGCUCAGCACAAACGAGUGGAUGGCUGCUAUCCAAUUCCUCACAAAAGUCGGCCAGAUCAGCAGCGACGUACGACAAGAGUUCAUCUUGCUCUCGGAUGUCAUUGGUCUUUCUCUUCUGGUUGACAGCAUCGACCACCCCAAGCCCGCUGCCAGUACAGAAGGUACCGUCCUAGGUCCCUUCCAUACCCACGAAGCUCAACUCGAGGGCAACGGCGGCAGCAUCUCACACGACCCCGAUGGCGAGCCUUGUCUAGUCCUCUGCACUGUUAAAGACACCGCUGGCAAGCCAAUCGAAAACGUCAAGAUUGACAUUUGGGAGACGGACAGCAAAGGCUUCUACGAUGUUCAAUACGCUGAAAGAGACGGUCCCGACGGCAGAGCUGUCAUGAAGAGUGACAAAGACGGUGUCUUCUGGUUCAACGCUAUUGUGCCAGUACCAUACCCUAUUCCCCAUGAUGGUCCCGUUGGUCAACUUCUCAAGAAGCUGAAGCGUCACCCAUACCGUCCUAGCCACAUGCAUUUCAUGUUCGAGAAGCCUGGCUACGACAAUCUGAUCACCGCUUUGUAUCUACGUGGUGACCCUUACGAGACUUCAGAUGCCGUUUUCGGUGUCAAGGAGUCCUUGCUUAUCGAUCUCGGCACAGUGUCUGCCGAACAAGCCAAGGAGUAUGGCGUAAAAGAAGGCGGCAAACUCAUCACAUACGACUUUGUCCUUGUAACUGAUGACGAAUCACGCAAGCUGCGAGAAGAAAAGGCCAUGGAGGCCAUGGAGAAACUUGGAAGGAGAAUGAAGCUAUACCAGGGCCUGCCCGUGCCCGACGUCGAUUAG
Molecule: messenger RNA, 990 nt
Organism: Aureobasidium melanogenum CBS 110374
Lineage: Eukaryota; Fungi; Ascomycota; Dothideomycetes; Dothideales; Saccotheciaceae
Product: cathecol 1,2-dioxygenase
Exons: 2
Coding region: 1-990 (329 amino acids)
Biological process (GO): catechol-containing compound metabolic process
Molecular function (GO): catechol 1,2-dioxygenase activity; ferric iron binding
Source: RefSeq, a predicted model, not a curated record